AUGGCAGACAAGCGGAAGGAUGCGCCGCUGGGCGUGCAGGCCACAGCCAUCACGAAACGCGUGCGGCCCGACGGCCAGGGAGCGGAGAUGAUAACCACUCCACACACAGCAGGUCUCUCGGCGCCGCUCCUUGCGCUGACCGGCGCGCACACCGCCGAAAUUCUCGACUGCAAGUUUUCGCUCGACGGCGAGACGAUCGCCGCGUGUUCGGCGGACCACGCAGUCUCGCUGUGGGAGACAUUUGGCGAGAAUAAAAACAUUGGGAUGCUGCGCGGGCACGCGCGUGCAGUCACGAGCAUUGCAUGGGCGCCAGCGAUGCCGCGCAAAGACCGCGUGCUCGUGUCUGGCUCCGCAGACGAGACGGUGAUUGUGUGGAACACGGUGACUGGCGAAAAGAUAAGGCGCUUCCGCGGGCACAAGGGGAUUGUAAACAGCGUUGCUUGCCCGCGCACGGGGCGUGCAUGGUGCGCGUCGGGCUCGGACGAUGGACAGGUGAUGCUGUGGGAUGUAGAGUCUAAGCACCCCGUCGUGGUGCUUGCAUUUGGAUACCCCCUUACCGCCGUUGAGUUUUCUGCGGAUGCGACACAGAUCUACGUCGGCGGAAUCGAUAACGCGAUCCAUGUGGUCGAUAUCGGGACGAAACGCACGCUGUACUCGCUUCGGGGGCAUGUAGACUCGAUCGCGUCGCUCUCGCUCUCACAUUCGGGGACGCACUUGCUCUCUUCUUCGCUGGAUGAUACGGUACGCGUAUGGGACGUGCGCCCGUUUGCGCCGGAAGCGCGCGACGACGCACGGAACCCGCGACUUUACCGGACACUGAAAGGCGUCAUGACGGGUUUCGAGAAUAUCCUGAUCAGAGCCGCAUGGAGCGCCGAUGGGGAGCAAGUCGCGAGCGGAAGCGCCGAUCGGACCUGCACGAUUUGGGAUGUCGAAAAAGGGAGCGUCUUGCUCAAGUUGCCAGGGCAUCGCGGCACAGUAACCUCUGUUGCGCUGCACCCACGCGUGCCGAUCCUCGUUUCCGCAUCCACCGACCGCACCUUGUUGCUGGGUGCACAAACGCCGUAG
Molecule: messenger RNA, 1065 nt
Organism: Malassezia vespertilionis
Lineage: Eukaryota; Fungi; Basidiomycota; Malasseziomycetes; Malasseziales; Malasseziaceae
Exons: 3
Coding region: 1-1065 (354 amino acids)
Cellular component (GO): catalytic step 2 spliceosome
Molecular function (GO): protein binding; RNA binding
Source: RefSeq, a predicted model, not a curated record